GCUCCCACGCCUGGUUAGCUUCCCAUGCUCAAAUCCCGUAGCCAUGUUUGUCCCGAUUUCCCGUCUUCUGUGAUCACUUCUCUCGUUCAACACUACACGGAACACCUGCAUCGCUCGUUGACUGUUCGAUAAGCACAACCUUGGAGUCGCUCGAGGUCGUCCUGAUCGUCGUCUUCGUCAUCGUCCUGGUUGUUUCCGCUCUCGUUAUCUAAGGAAGGAGCAGCUGGACCUUUUUCUUUCUUUCUGCUGCAUCCCGCCACCCUCGUUAUCCUCGUCGCUCGCUUAAACACCUCCACCCUUUGGCCAUUGACUGAUUUCUCGAUACGUGCUCGGAAGAUAAGAACCACAGCUAUGAGACUCUCAACUCUCGUUACGGCUUGUGCUGGCGUUGGCCUCGCUCAUGCUGCGUUGCCUCAACUGCACAUCAAGGGCUCCAAGUUCUUCGACGCCAACGGCAACCAAUUCUACAUCAAGGGCGUGGCAUAUCAGUUGCAGCCCGAGGAUCCUCUCAUCGACACAGCCCAAUGCCAGCGAGACGCAAGCUUGAUGAAGGAGCUGGGUGCCAAUACCAUUCGUGUAUACCAUGUUGAUCCAAACGGCGACCAUGACGGCUGCAUGAGCGCCUUCGAAGACGCUGGCAUCUACGUUUUCCUUGACCUCGAUACGUUCGACACGCAGAUUGAGCAGUUAGAUCCCCAUUGGAACCAGACACAGCUCGACGCCUUUUCCAAGGUCCUCGAUGCCUUUCACGGCUACGACAAUCUCGCCGGUGUGUUUGUAGGCAAUGAAGUCUUGACAACAGGAGAAGGCUCCGCUGCUGCUCCAUAUGUCAAAGCCGCCGCACGCGAUAUCAAGGCCUACAGGGACUCCAAAAAUUACCGCGCAAUUCCCGUCGGCUAUUCAGCUGCUGACAUCGCCUCUCUGCGUCCGAUGUUGCAAAAUUAUUUGGCAUGUGGCUCCAACGCCUCUGAGACCAUUGACUACUACGCACUGAAUGCGUAUGAAUGGUGUGGCGACUCGUCCUACACCGUGUCUGGAUAUUCACAGCUUACCCAAAACGUUACCGACUACGACAUUCCCAUUUUCUUCUCUGAGACAGGGUGCAACACGGUCCCACCGCGCACUUUUACCGAUCAAGCGGCAAUUUUUGGCAGCGAAAUGAAUCCGUACUGGUCAGGCGCCAUCAUCUACGAAUGGAUCGAGGAGCAGAACAAUUAUGGACUCGUUUCAUAUGGGCCACGGACCGAUCCCACGGCUUCCGGCGCGCCUCCAGAUGGCUUCACGCGGUCUGGAACGCCUCUGCCGGUCACUCCUGACUUCCAGAACCUGCAGAACCAGUGGAAAACUCUGACUCCGACCGGUGUUAAAGAGAGCGAUUAUUCGCCUUCUCUCACGCCGCCUCCGUGCCCCAGCUACACAAGCGGCGUAUGGGAGGUCAACGGGAAUGUGCCACCCCCCAGCGUCGGACAGAUUCUCGAUCGUUCUUCCAUCACCGCCGGAUUCACAACCACGUCCGCUUCCGCAUCCACGACAACCUCGAGGGGAAGUGGAAAUCCCGAGAGAGAGAUUAAGGCAGGUGCGGUAGGCUUGGGCCUUGCACUGGCUGGAGCAGUGGCAUGGCUCUAAGAUGUUCUCAGGACAUGAUCUGUGGGACGCCCGUACAUAAUUUCAGUAUACCCCGUUUUAGCACAUGAGCAAUGAGUAUUGAUGCAUCUUCUCACGCCCCGAUCCGUCGUGUGGCGGGACUUUUCCGUAGGCCAUUAGUUGAAGCUGAAAUGGAACUCGAGG
Verruconis gallopava is the source of this 1788-nucleotide messenger RNA. RefSeq lists its product as uncharacterized. The record is from RefSeq and is a predicted model, not a curated record. Gene Ontology annotation, molecular function: 1,3-beta-glucanosyltransferase activity. NCBI's taxonomy places the organism in Eukaryota, Fungi, Ascomycota, Dothideomycetes, Venturiales, Sympoventuriaceae. Gene Ontology annotation, biological process: fungal-type cell wall (1->3)-beta-D-glucan biosynthetic process. The transcript is spliced from 2 exons. The coding region runs from base 352 to 1626 and encodes 424 amino acids. Gene Ontology annotation, cellular component: cytoplasm; fungal-type cell wall.